Seminavis robusta is the source of this 1857-nucleotide messenger RNA. The record is from the annotation of a GenBank genome assembly. NCBI's taxonomy places the organism in Eukaryota, Bacillariophyta, Bacillariophyceae, Naviculales, Naviculaceae.
UAUUUCGAAGGCAAGAGACCACAAAGCAGGCCAAAUAUUACUAACAACAAACCACUCAGACGCGACACAUCGGACUAUCAUCUGUCCUCUUCCUGUUAGCGGAAGCAGAAGUAUGCCACCCGAUCGACACCAGACGCAGGGUUUCGAUGAUAGCAGGUCGGUAUCUUCGCAGAAGAGCGACACAGGCUAUCAUUCGUCCGGAGCCACGAGUGAUAUUGCUGGGUAUCACAACUCGAUGAGCUCUGCUCGUAGUGUUGGGUCGACUGACCAUGGUUCGCAAGGGAGUUCACGAGGAUUUGGGGGUCCGCUAUCACCUCAUUUGGUUACUGGAGAAACCAAGUUUCCAACAGCUAUGUCCUACAUGUCGGAUGCACAGCGCAGCGAUGUCGCUACCGUAUGCUCGGGGAGCGUCGUAGAAGACAUUGAAGAGGAAUCUGUCAUCUCUGUUGAUCUCAAUGCUCAAUCCGCCUCAAGUGCUACUUGUGCUUCUGCAGGUGCCAAUCCAGCGUCGCCUCCUUGUGCUGUCAAAAUGACCAACGUUCGGUCGUUUCAGCUACUGCAUGUAGAUGCCUCCCACCCGUCUUCGGAAUCAGUGGUCCCACAGAAAGGGUCACGGAACAGUUAUUCGCUACAACUGGCUGAUCAUCAGCACAAUAUGGGACCACCUCUGUCCAGGAGUUUGCUCAGUACAAAUACAGAUAACCUUUCGCGAGCUGGGUCAGUAGCUGGAAGCGAUGCGGCAGCCCAAGUGGAUACUGACGACUGCGGUGGGUCACUUGAUAUGGAAGUGCAUUCCGUUCACAGCCAAGCAGAAUCUCAGGAGGACGAUGGUGCUGACUCGCAGCAAAACGGAAGCCAAGAGUCUGCAGACGAAUCGACCACCAUCAUAAAAGUGCCCGUGGUCAAUCCACUGCUCUGUUCCAACAACGAAGCCGACAACGGAUCAGGACGAACCAGCCCUGGCGGUACCAUUUACAAGGGAAGAGGGAAUAGAAGAUUUCAAGGGCGAUUCAUGAAGCUGCCUUUGAAACGUUUCCAUCAAAAUAGAGUCGAUGGAGUCGACUUGGGGGGAACAGAACCACCAAUCAACGCCAAUCCAUUCCAGACAGAUGAUAGAAAGUAUACCACACAAUCGUCAGCGUCACAGGCUAAGGGUGGUUGGGAGAAUCCGCAAGAUAGAGAUUCGCAUGCUAGAAGAGGAGCCAAGGAUGGCGACGCACAACAGUCGAGGCUUCGCGGUAGAAGUCGCAGUCGCAGUCGGAGCCGCGAGAGAGAAAAUGGUAGAAAUGAGCCCACCAGAAGCACAUCUCACAACAACACAGGCCGCCGAGGUCUUGCAAGAUCAUCAAAUAAUCAUCAGUACUACCAUGAAACUGGUGGAAGGGGACCUCCUGGAGACGCUUGUCGAACCCAAAAUCACAGAAACGGAAGGUGGCGCGAAGAGGGAUCACAUCGGCACAAGAAUAAAAGAUAUUACUACAGCUAAUCAUCCAGACUGUGGACUCGACUCGCCACUCUUCUGAUUGAAAGGCUUGAGUGACGAAGGGGCAAGGAACCCAAAAGGGAAAGCUUGAUAUCGUGGCCUGUAAAUUGUGUAGAAGAUACAGAUAUGCUAUGUAUUGCGGUAUGCAUUGCUAGGCGAUAGAAUGAUACGGUCGAGGUUGCACAACGAGCAGCUUGAGGAGCAUGGGCAGAGGUUGCUCCAACUCUGGAGCUUCGUUUGUGCGCUACAAGAGCCAACCUACUUCGCCCGGCCUUCUUGAAGGAUCAUACGUGUCUUGAAGGAGUCUUGUUUCAGCGAAGCCAGCUUCCCCUUUCGAACUGUGCCUCUGAGUGCGCCCUGGAAGCAAUAGAGCC